This is a messenger RNA of Neofelis nebulosa (Clouded leopard), 2643 nucleotides long. RefSeq names its product F-box protein 27 (gene FBXO27). The record is from RefSeq and is a predicted model, not a curated record. The coding region runs from base 99 to 893 and encodes 264 amino acids. Gene Ontology annotation, cellular component: SCF ubiquitin ligase complex; cytoplasm. The transcript is spliced from 4 exons. Gene Ontology annotation, biological process: SCF-dependent proteasomal ubiquitin-dependent protein catabolic process; glycoprotein catabolic process. Gene Ontology annotation, molecular function: ubiquitin protein ligase activity; protein binding. NCBI's taxonomy places the organism in Eukaryota, Metazoa, Chordata, Mammalia, Carnivora, Felidae.
GAGGCUGCGCGCGCGCGCCGCCGCCGUGGCUGCGGGCCCCUGACUCCUCGACCUUUCCCUCCCGCAGUCAACGCCGCGCCUGGCGCGGAGUGGGGAACAUGGGCGCCUCGGCCUCCAGGGGUCGGCCCUCCCGGGUCCCCGCGCCGGAGCCCGAACCCGAGGAGGCGCUGGACCUGAGCCAACUGCCGCCCGAGCUGCUCCUGGUGGUGCUGAGCCACGUGCCCCCACGCACGCUGCUGGGGUGCUGCCGCCGGGUGUGUCGGGGCUGGCGCGCCCUGGUGGACGGCCAGGCCCUGUGGCUGCUCAUCCUGGCCCGGGACCACGGCGCCCUGCUGCCGCUCGCCCGCAGCUGCCUGCCCCCCGCCCGCGACGGCCGGCCCUGCCUCCUGGGCCGCUUCUGCGAGCGCCGACCGAUCGGACGCAACCUCAUCCGCAAUCCCUGCGGCCAGGAAGGCCUCCGGAAAUGGAUGGUGCAGCACGGUGGGGACGGCUGGGUGGUGGAGGUAAACAGGUCAACGGUGCCUGGGGCCCCCUCGCAGACCUGCUUCGUGUCUUCCUUCAGCUGGUGUCGCAAGAAGCAGGUCUUGGACCUGGAGGAGGAGGGCUUAUGGCCAGAGCUGCUAGAUAGUGGCAAGAUUGAGAUUUGUGUCUCCGACUGUUUAUUACAAGGAAAACCUAACCGGCAUCAUCCACGGGAAGUACCAAACCCAGACCUUCUAUUGUUCCCUGGUCACGGAGUCAGGAUGCAUUACUGUCCUGUACAUCCAUGUGACUGUAUACAUGGAAACUUGCCGACCUGGGAAGUGCGCCUAAGCACUAGAAUUUCUGUCGGUGCUUCAUCAUGUGGUUCGUCUCAGCCUCCUGGUCAACUGAUGUUGCCUGACGUGUCCUAAGCCACGUUGUUGGGUCUUUCUGGAGUGGCUAGCUGCCACGGUGGGACUGUUGUGGAUGCGGCCAGCCGGCGCUGGAAUCAUGUUGGUAGGGUAUCCAGUAUGACCCAAGGUCCCCAGGCAGACAAAGGUAACUCCCCGCAGCCAUGAUAUUCCAAAGGCCCAGAGAUGACCUCCCAGAAGCUGAGAGCAGAGGCCAUCCGUACCUUGGGACAAGGCUAAAUUUUUUUCUGUGCAAUAGCUUUUCGACAAUUCCAGAUGAUUCCAAUCCACAGCAAAGGCCGGGAACCACUACUGGGUAAUAAUUCAGUCCCAAAGGAAAAAUGUUAACGCUUACAGCUUUAUGGUCACAGGAAAAAAAUUUUUUAAUUUCUUUUUCUUCUUUCUUUUUUUUCUUUUUUUUUGUUUUUUGUUUUUUGUUUGUUUUGUUUUGAGAGAAAAAGAGCACGUGCAAGUAGGAGAGAGGCAGAGGGAGACACAGAGUCUUAAGCAGGCUUCACACCCGGCACGAAGCUGGGCACGGGGCUCGAUCUCACAACCGUGAGAUCCUGACCUGAGCCAAAAUCAAGAGUCAGAUGCCUAAAAAAGAGUCGGAUGCUUAACCGACUGAGCCACCCAGGUGCCCCCAUCAAUUUCUAUUCACAUACACAUUCUGGUAUGCGGUUGGCAUAGAGCAGUGUGAAAGGGCAACCAAAAAGUCAGGAGAAAAUAAAAACGUCACUAUCACAUGAGGACAAAAUUGUGUGGCAGAUGGAGAGCGGACGUCCGAUUCUAAGAACAACGUGAAGUCUCUGAAGGAAGAAACUUACGUGUAUUUUUUUCAGUUUUUUGAAUGUUUAUUUUUGAGAGAAAGAGCAUGAGUGGGGGGGGCGCGGGCAGAGAGAGGGAGACACAGAAUCCGACUCAGGCUCCAGGCUCUGAGCUGUCAGCACAGAGCCCGACGCGGGAUCGGAGCCCACGAGCUGCCAGAUCACGCCCAGCCGACUGAGCCACCCAGGCGCUCCUUAUUUGUGUAUUUUUGUAGUCCGUUACCCUUAAGUUGUAAACUUUGACUUCUAGCAUCAAAAGGGUACAUAUUUUAUUUUUUUAAGCGUCCAUAUUGUAGGUGUGCAGCUCAGUGAGUUAUCACAAAGUGAACAUAUCCGUGUUACGAGCCCCUUUCCCAUCACUACACACCCGAGAGUAGUUGCCGUCCUGAAUUCUGUUAGAAUAGGUAAGUUUUGUCCAUUUUUGUACUCGGGACAGAGAGAGCCCUAUGGCAUAUAAUUUGUAUCUGGCUUCUUCUUUGUUUGUCUGUUUGUUUGUUUAUUUUUGAGAGAGAGCACAAGUGGGGUAAGGGCAGAGAGAGGGGGAGACACAGGAUCCAAAGCAGGCUCUGCGCUAAACACAGAGAGCCCUAUGCGGGGCUCAAACUCAUGAACUGUGAGAUCAUGACCUGAGCCGAAGUCAGACACUUAACUGGCUGAACCACCCAGGCACCCCUCCCCUGGUCGUUUUAAAUAACUGACAUGAAAAUUAUCUUUUAAAAUAUCAACAUGCAGGGGCGCCUGGAUGGCUCAGUGGAUUAAGCUGACUUCGGCUCAGGUCAUGAUCUCACGGUUCAUGAGUUCGAGCCCCGCAUCUGGCUCUGUGGUGACGGCUCAGAGCCUGGAGCCUGCUUCAGAUUCCGUGUCCCCCUCUCUCUCCGCCUCUUCCCUGCUCAUGCUCCAUCCUUCUCUUUCAAAAUCAGAUAAACAUUAAAAACUUUUUUUUA